Messenger RNA from Juglans regia (Persian walnut), 4126 nucleotides. RefSeq lists its product as uncharacterized. The transcript has 28 exons. Gene Ontology annotation, cellular component: mitochondrial outer membrane. The record is from RefSeq and is a predicted model, not a curated record. The coding region runs from base 76 to 3702 and encodes 1208 amino acids. Gene Ontology annotation, molecular function: ATP binding; ATP hydrolysis activity; protein binding. Lineage: Eukaryota; Viridiplantae; Streptophyta; Magnoliopsida; Fagales; Juglandaceae.
UGCUAAUAUAGCGUUCAAAUAGAGGCAAAAAGGGAAAAAAGAAAAAAAAAAAAGUGCCAGAAGGGAGAGAGAGCCAUGGUUUCAACGAGGCGGAGUGGAUCUCUCUCCGGGAACAACAAUAGCAAAAGAUCAUCUUCCUCGGAAGAUAAAUCUCCCUCACCCAAGCGUCAAAAGGUCGAUAAUGGCGGUGCCUUGGAGAAACCCACUACAGCGGCGGCUGAAAAUUCCAAGGAAUCUUGUGCGCCUGCGACAUCGGAAAAUGCUCCGAUCACCGGAGACGUCGUGAGCCCUGGGAAGGGCGAGGCAGCCCCGGUGGUGUCGCCGAUCGCCGAGGGGGCUUCGCCGGCUGUGAUUGUGGAUAAGCCGAGGAGUUCGUUCUCUUCAUGGAGCGUUUACCAGAAACGUAACAACCCGGCGACGACCUUCGAGACCCCGGUGCCGUGGUGCAGGCUUCUAUCACAGUCUGCACAGAAUCCAACUGUUCACAUUUGCACUGAAAACUUCGUGAUUGGUUCAAAUAAAAGCUGCAAUUUUACUUUGAAGGAUCAGAGUAUUAGCGGGCAUCUGUGCGGAAUCAAGCACACGCAGCGUGAUGGCAAUGACCUAGCUGUGCUAGAUAUUCUUGGGAGCAAGGGAACGGUGCAAGUAAAUGGGACAAAUGUGAAGAGGAGUGGAGGCAGCUGCGAGCUGAACUCAGGCGAUGAGUUGGUGUUUGGUGCAAACCAUGCUUAUGUGUUUCAGAAUCUGAUGAAUGAGGUUGCAGUCAAAGGUGCGGAGGUUCAAAGUGGUCUUGGAAAGCUUCUGCACCUUGAGAGGAGAGCAGGGGAUGCGUCAGCUGUGGCUGGAGCUUCCAUACUGGCCUCUCUUUCUAGCAUGAGACAAGGUCUAUCACGUUGGAAGUCUCCAACUCAGACCACCAGUAAAAUCCACCCGGGCCCUGAGGUGCCUACUCAUUCUAUUGUUCAUGAUGGCACGGAAGCUGAACUUGAUCUGGAAUGCAACUCGGCCCCAAACACUGAGAUUGAUAAAGCUGCAGAAGUUGGAACAAUCAACAAGAACUCUCUUCAUGAUUGCAACCCGGACUUCAGCAUGGAGGCAGGCAAUGUAAAACUCUAUGGGGUUUUGGAGGAACGAAACGAGUGGAUGAGGGAUUCACAGCCAGCAUCAACAUCGGGUAUGUCUUGGAGGUGUGCGGUGUUUCGAGAAGACGUUCGUGCGGGCAUUGUCGAUGGCAGACACAUAGAUGUUUCAUUUGACAAAUUUCCUUACUAUUUAAGUGAGAACACAAAAAAUGUGCUGAUUGCAGCUUCGUUUAUACACUUGAAGCAUAAAGAACAUGCAAAGUACACCACAGAGCUUACUACUGUGAACCCACGAAUAUUGCUUUCUGGUCCUGCAGGGUCAGAGAUAUAUCAGGAGAUGUUGGCAAAGGCACUUGCUAACUACUUUGGGGCUAAAUUGCUCAUAUUUGAUAGCCAUUCUUUUUUGGGUGGUUUAUCAUCAAAGGAAGCAGAGCUGCUGAAGGAUGGAUAUAAUGCAGAAAAGUCCUGCAACUGCUCCAAACAAAGUCCUUUAACGAUGGACUUGGCUAGGAACAUCGGCCCGUCAGCAGUUGAAGUGGAUCCACCCAGCUCUUUGAAUGCACCUUCUUCAUAUGGCUUGGAAUCUCAACCUAAGAUGGAGUCUGAAACCGCCCCCUCUUCCUCUGCGACAUCUAAGAAUUUAUUGUUUAAAAUUGGUGAUAGAGUAAAAUUUAGUGCUUCAACUUCGGGUGGCUUAUAUACAGCAGCAUCUCCUUCACGUUCAUUGUGCAGGGGUCCACCUAGUGGAAGCCGUGGGAAGGUGGCAUUGGUUUUUGAGGAGAAUCCUUUGUCAAAAGUAGGUGUGAGGUUUGAUAGAGCCAUACAAGAUGGGGUUGAUCUUGGAGGUCACUGUGAGUUAGGGCAUGGAUUCUUUUGCAAUGUUACGGAUCUUCGUUUGGAUAACACGGGUGUAGAAGAGUUGGACAAGUUACUUAUUAACACUUUGUUCGAGGUUGUGACUAGUGAGAGCAGAAGCUCACCUUUCAUUCUGUUUAUGAAAGAUGCCGAGAAGUCUAUCGUGGGAAAUGGAGACUCGUUAUCAACAUUUAAAAGCAAAGUUGAAAAGCUUCCUGAUAAUGUUGUUGUAAUAAGUUCGCACACUCAUACUGAUAAUCGCAAAGAGAAGUCACAUCCUGGUGGUCUGCUUUUCACGAAAUUUGGCAGCAAUCAAACUGCACUUCUUGACUUGGCUUUCCCAGAUAGUUUUGGAAGGCUGCAUGACAGGGGUAAGGAAGUCCCGAAGUCGACAAAAGUUCUGACGAAGCUUUUUCCCAAUAAAGUAGCCAUUCACAUGCCACAGGAUGAGGCACUUCUUGCGUCAUGGAAGCACCAAUUGGAUCAAGAUGCCGAAACCCUCAAAAUGAAAGGAAAUCUGAAUCACCUCCGCUCUGUUCUUGGUCGGAGUGGGAUGGAAUGUGACGGACUUGAGACAUUAUGCAUUAAGGACCAAAUGCUUACAAAUGAAAGUGCAGAGAAGGUAGUUGGAUGGGCUUUAAGCCAUCAUCUAAUGCUGAAUCCUGAAGCCGAUCCUGAUGCUAGGCUUGUACUGUCUAGUGAGAGCCUCCAGUAUGGGAUUAGAAUCUUGCAAGCUAUCCAGAAUGAAUCGAAGAGCUUGAAGAAGUCGCUCAAGGAUGUUGUAACAGAAAAUGAAUUUGAGAAAAGGCUUCUAGCCGAUGUUAUUCCACCCAGUGAUAUUGGAGUGACUUUUGAUGAUAUUGGGGCUCUGGAAAACGUGAAGGAUACAUUGAAGGAGUUGGUGAUGCUUCCUUUGCAGAGGCCUGAACUUUUUUGCAAGGGCCAAUUAACCAAGCCUUGCAAGGGCAUAUUACUAUUUGGUCCCCCUGGAACAGGUAAGACAAUGCUUGCAAAGGCUGUGGCUACUGAAGCUGGUGCAAAUUUCAUCAAUAUUUCCAUGUCAAGCAUCACAUCCAAGUGGUUUGGUGAGGGUGAGAAGUAUGUGAAAGCUGUUUUCUCACUUGCCAGUAAAAUUGCACCUAGUGUUAUAUUUGUUGAUGAAGUUGACAGCAUGUUGGGCCGGAGGGAAAAUCCAGGGGAGCAUGAAGCCAUGCGAAAGAUGAAAAAUGAAUUUAUGGUGAAUUGGGAUGGCUUACGGACAAAAGACACAGAGCGGGUUCUGGUGCUUGCUGCUACAAAUAGGCCUUUUGACCUUGAUGAGGCAGUCAUUCGAAGGCUUCCCCGUAGAUUGAUGGUAAAUUUGCCUGACUCUCCAAAUAGAGCGAAGAUACUAAAAGUUAUACUGGCUAAAGAGGACUUGGCUCCUGAUGUUGAUUUUGAUGCAAUUGCAAAUAUGACUGAUGGAUAUUCUGGAAGUGACCUGAAGAACCUAUGUGUAACUGCUGCUCACCGUCCAAUUAAAGAGAUAUUGGAAAAGGAAAAAAAGGAGCAUGCUGCUGCUCUCGCAGAAGGUAGACCUGCACCAGCUUUGAGCAGUAGUGCAGAUAUACGGCCUUUGAAUGUAAAUGACUUCAAAUAUGCUCAUGAACGGGUAUGUGCAAGUGUUUCAUCCGAGUCCGUGAACAUGACCGAGCUUUUACAAUGGAAUGAACUUUAUGGCGAAGGGGGUUCUAGAAGAAGAAGGGCUCUCAGCUACUUCAUGUGAGGGCUGUUCCCGUCCAAAUGGUUAUAUUUUUCCCCUUAGAACCCUUCAGUCUUGUGAUUGAGGACGGUGCUAUGGUGAAUUUUGCUUAUAUUUUAGGGCUUGAUAAAGGAGAGCCAUUUUGUCUGUAAAAUGAAGUAUAGGUUAAGUUGUUUUUUCCCCUUGAGUUUGAUUUGUGAUGGUGGGAAUAAAGUGAGUGAAGCCUUCCAAAUUCUUGGCUUGGCUCCACUGCUUUUGUUUUGUUCCCCAUCCCCUUUCUGUCAACAUAAAGAACUGUCUUUUAAAUCCAAUAAGCAUCAGAAAGAAAGAGAACCCUGUGCAAAUAUUUGUAGUCAUUUUUUACGGGUUUGUUGGAAUUGAGCAAUAAUUGGUGACAGACACCAUGACACUAUGACUUUAUGAACACACCCAUAUAUAUUGCAUCAGA